Molecule: messenger RNA, 1057 nt
Organism: Poecile atricapillus (Black-capped chickadee)
Lineage: Eukaryota; Metazoa; Chordata; Aves; Passeriformes; Paridae
Gene: DCXR
Product: dicarbonyl and L-xylulose reductase
Exons: 8
Coding region: 66-764 (232 amino acids)
Biological process (GO): glucose metabolic process; xylulose metabolic process
Molecular function (GO): L-xylulose reductase (NADPH) activity; carbonyl reductase (NADPH) activity
Source: RefSeq, a predicted model, not a curated record
CGCUCGGCCUCUCGGGCCGCCCCGCCCCGGCCUAGGGCCCGCCCCGGCCACAGUCCAGCCGAAACAUGGAGCAGCAUCUCGACUUCCGCGGACGGCGGGCCCUGGUGACUGGGGCCGGCAAAGGGAUCGGUCGCGCCGUGGCCGUGGCGCUGAGCAGGGCCGGGGCCCGCGUGACCGCGCUGAGCCGAACGGCGGCGGACCUGGAGCGCCUGACGCGGGAGUGCCCGGGCAUCGAGACCCUCUGCGUGGAGCUGGCGGACUGGGAGGCUGUGGAGGCAGCGGUGGGAGCUGCGGGGCCGUUUGAGCUGCUGGUUAACAACGCGGCCGUGGCGGAGCUGCAGCCCUUCCUGGAGGUGACGCGCUCGGCCCUGCAGCGGUCUCUUGAUGUGAAUUUUGGAGCUGUGCUUCAUGUUUCCCAGGAUUCUGGCCUUCCUCUUUUUUUUUUUUUUUUUUUCUCUCCUUCCCCCUCCCAGAUAGUUGCUCGGCAGAUGAUUGCACAGGGGGUGCCAGGGGCUAUCGUGAAUGUCUCCAGCCAGGCAUCGAAGCGUGCGCUGAGGGAUCACGCUGUUUAUUGUUCCACAAAAAGUGCUUUGGAUAUGCUGAGCAAAGUAAUGGCAAUGGAACUGGGACCCCACAAGAUUAGGGUGAACACUGUGAACCCCACCGUGGUUAUGACUGACAUGGGGAGAAUUAACUGGAGUGACCCUCAGAAAUCUGCUGCCAUGAUUAAUCGGAUUCCCCUGGGAAAGUUUGCAGGUCAGUGAUGUAGAGGUGGAUGAUGUGGUGAACAGCAUUCUCUUCCUGCUGAGUGACAAGAGUGCUAUGACAACUGGCAGCUCACUGAUGAUUGAUGGGGGCUUCCUUGUCUCCUGAGAUGACACCUGCAUUUCACACCUGUCCUCAAUUUUCAUAUGAAUACCGCCUAGAUGUAAAUUGGAUAGAAAACAAUGACAGACUUCCUGCUGGAGGGGCAGCAGGGCUGAAGACUGUAUUAGAAGUGAGGCAGAAAAAUCAGCUUUGCAAGGCUGCUAUAUAAUAAAGCUCACAUACACCUUCA